Nymphaea colorata (pocket water lily) is the source of this 1546-nucleotide messenger RNA. RefSeq lists its product as uncharacterized. The coding region runs from base 222 to 1181 and encodes 319 amino acids. The transcript has 5 exons. The record is from RefSeq and is a predicted model, not a curated record. Lineage: Eukaryota; Viridiplantae; Streptophyta; Magnoliopsida; Nymphaeales; Nymphaeaceae.
CCAUUCAUAGAGGGGGAGGGAGGGAGAGAGAGGGCGGGAAAAGGAAGACGAGAAGAUUUUCCAAGCUCGGGGGAUUAGGGUUCAGUUUGCUUGUGUUCUCCCAUUUUUCGGUAGAAUUAGGAUUAACGUUUCCGGGGUUUCGCUCGCGAUCUGUAGAAGUGGUUACUCAGUGGUCGGAUACAAUCGGGCGAUCUUUUUUGUCGGGGUUGGAGUCCGCGGGAAUGGAGUCGGCUAUCUGGGACGAUUCGGCUCUCAUUCGCGCCUUCGACGACGCCAUGACCAAAUACAAGGUGAUGCAUGCAAUACAACAAAGCGGUUCUGAUCAUGCAAUUAAGGCUGAAAAUGAUGCUCAGGGAGGGGAAAUCAGUGCUGUUGGUGAGUCAAGACUUGAUUUCUCUAGAAAUGUGGAGUUUCAUCGUGAUGCUGAUAACUUAUUAAAGGGUUCAACCGAGAUUCCUGCAUCCUGUGAUACUUCAGGAGAAGUAGCCAAGAGUCCUGCUCUUGAUGAAAAUAAUCCAGCGUCUGACUCAAACAUCAAAAAUAGUUGUACAUAUGCAUCUAUGGAUCCUGCAUCACAUGGACAAUUUGAUGGUUAUGCGACUCCUGAAUAUGCAGACUAUAGCCAGUUAAUUAGUAAAUAUAAUGAGCUUGAGAUGCAAAGGCAGCAGGUGUUGCAACAAAUUUAUCAAGCAAGUUAUAGCAAUGAUCAACCAUCAAGUAGUAGCUGUGUUUCUUCUUCCCCAUGGGAUGUUUGCUGCUGCACUGCCCAGCCCCAUCAGCUCCCUACGUACCAGUCAGUUAACUCUUGCUUACAAUCAUUGUGUCACCCUUGCUACUGUGUACCUGCUCAACCUGUUAGCACAUUAUCUCCUGAGGUGGUACACUGUGCUGCUAAUAGUAGCAUCCCUGCCACUGUUCCAGACUCGGCCUUGGGUACUGCAAAUCAGAGAUCUUCUUCUUGUGAUAGUGUUGUGUCACUGGGAAUAGAAGCUGCAGAAAGGGCUCUAGCUUCUAUCAAGAUCAAAGCUUUUGAGUCUAAUAAGGCUUGUGAAGGUGAGCAAGGGGGCAGUCAGAGCAGCAGAUCUGACACUCAGAUCUCUGAUCUUCUUACGGCUUGGUAUUCUGCAGGAUUCUACACCGGCAAGUAUCUGGCGGAACAGUCAAAUGCCAAACGCUUGUAGAAUUUCGUGUAUGCAUCGUCUCAUCAACAGUGGCAGACAUGUGGCACGUUAACUCUUUUUAGCAAUCAAUAGUUCACCUUUUGAGCACUAUAUAUUUCAUGGUUGCAUGUCCUUGUAAGAAAAACUUAAAGCAGGGGAAAUCCAGCUUAUGGUUCUGCAUGGAAGGACCUAAGCAGCUGUUGUUAUGGGGCUGGGAAACAAGCCAAGUUUCUCUAGUUCUUGUUUGCUUGGUCUGGGAAGGUCUUGCUUUUGAACUCGUCAAAAUGAGCUUGGCGUUUUAGGUGCGACUGGUAUUUGCUCAGCUCGGCCCUACUUGUAAUAAACUUAUUAAACAAUGAUCAGUAUAGUUCACAUAUAUUAUUUCA